Messenger RNA from Pogona vitticeps (central bearded dragon), 3518 nucleotides. It is a transcript of the gene RASSF9, whose product is annotated as Ras association domain family member 9. NCBI's taxonomy places the organism in Eukaryota, Metazoa, Chordata, Lepidosauria, Squamata, Agamidae. The record is from RefSeq and is a predicted model, not a curated record. Gene Ontology annotation, biological process: signal transduction; intracellular transport. Gene Ontology annotation, cellular component: cytosol; recycling endosome; trans-Golgi network transport vesicle membrane.
CCUAAACGCCUCCUUCAAGAACUGCAGCUGGGCACGGCUCCAAAAGCGAGUCGCCGCCGCCGCCGCCGCAGCAACAACCAGGAGGCAGGAGUUCAAAGUUAGCAACGGGUUACACAACUUGGGCGCUGAGUGACUGACUCUUCCCGAGCCCAAGUGGCCGCCGAGGGAGGGAAGCUUUCGCAGCCCGCCUUGGUUUGGGCUCCCUCGUCCUUUGAUGUUGUUGCCGUCCUGCCGCCUUGGGAACUUACCAUGGCUCCCUUUGGACGGAAUCUCUUGAAGACCCGGCACAAAAAUAGAUCACCAGUGAAAGAGAUGGCUUCCUCUGAGCGAGAAAUAGUAGUCUGGGUUUGCCAGGAAGAGAAAAUUGUAAGUGGACUCACCAAGCGUACAACUUGCAUGCAAGUAAUUGAAGCUCUGCUUGAAGAACAUCAAGCCACUUUUGGUGAGAAGAGGUUUCUCUUUGGACAGCCAAAGGAUUACUGUAUUGUUGAGAAAUGGAGAGGUUCUGAGCGAGUUCUUCCUCCUCUCACAAAAAUGUUGAGACUCUGGAAAGCCUGGGGUGAAGAGCAACCCAAUUUGCACUUUGUCUUAGUCAAGGCAGAUGUCUUCCCACCCUUCCCAUUAUGGAGGACAGCUGAGGCUAAGAUGGUACCAAAUCUAGAAAAACACUGGGACCUCAGCCCAGCGAAUUACAUGAAGAUGUUGCCAGUGGACAAGCAAAAGAGGAUUGUUAGGAAAACUUUCCGGAAGCUGGCAAAACUUAAACAAGAAGGGGUUCUCCAGGAGAGGGACAAUAUAGAAACACUCAUCCACUUGAUCUUGUCCCAAGAUCACACCAUUCACCAGCAAGUCAACAGAAUGAAGGAGCUGGACUUAGAAAUUGAGAAGUGUGAGGCCAAGUGUCACCAAGACCGGCUUGAAAGUGAUGGAGAAAAUUAUGUGCAGGAGACUUACUUAAUGGCAACUUUGGGUAAUGCUGAACAGCAAAAGGACAUGUCUCACAGUCAGCUACUGAUGCAGGAAGGCCUUUGCAAAGAUGAGAGACUUGCACAAGUGGAAGAAGGGCUAAAGCAUCACCAAUUGUUGAUUGAAAAGCUGUCUUCAGAGAUUGAACAAGAGAUGAAAGGGCUAGAAAAGAGUGCAGACGAUGGAGACACAUGGACAGAGGAAGCAAUUAAUGGUGAAAUAAAACAUUCUGAUGUAGAAAGCAUGAAGUGUGAUCUAGAAAAAAGUAUGAAAGAUGCCUUGAGGAUCCAUUCUCAAAUGAAUUAUAUCCAGCAGGAGUUAAAAUACAGAGAUCUAAUGCUUCAGAAGAAGGGAAAAGAAUUUGAACUGCUUGUGGAAGAGCUUAAUGCCUUUCAUGCUAAAGACGAAACUGAAUGUAGAUUCCCACCCAGUGAGGAAUUAGCAAAGGGUAGUGAAACGGUUACCAAGACUUUUGCAGGGACAGAACUUCUUCACAAAGUGACCACUUUAGACAUAAAUGAUACAGACUCUGAUACUGGAAUCAGUUCUACUCAUAGUCAAGACUCAGAAACAGCUAUAGGGGAUGCACUGCUAUUGUCCACAUAGUAGACAAUUGUUUAUUUUUUUGAGAACAGUGUAAUAUUAAUGCCCCUUAAAGACAUUGGGAUAAUAAUAUAUAUAAGGUGGUGUAAGGUGUUCUGACGGCAUAAGACUUUCCAAGUCAGCAAACUUGGUCAUAAAUCAAAAAUAUAGCUAAUUUUCAGUUGCAAAGAGGAAAGAGUAAAAUGGUUUCCCCCACUUCCUAAUGCAAAUAAUUUAGCCAAUUGAGCAUAAUCAUAGUUCAUGUAGAGGAUUUCAAAUGCAUUUGACAAAGAAAAGCCUAACUAGGCUGUAGUGGUAAUGGACCAUGAACUAUAAUCUAAACCACUGUAAGUAAAAGCGAUCACCAUAUGUAUCUGUUCCAGUCCCAUGGGGAAUAUUAUUGCUUCUCAUUAUUUUAUAAAUUGACCCACUGCCAAGCAAAGUAUUCUUCAUGGCUCCGAUGAUUCUGACCCUGCUCACUCCAUCUUAUGAAGAUCUGUGUGGAUAUCUUGUGCACAAGAUUUUUUUUUGUUUUUUCACACCUUUCCCUGACACGUGUGCAAAAAAAGUAUUGGAGCUGGGGCUGGCAGGGAUGAUGGAAGAAAAAUGUAUUUGCCUUUAAUCUCUUAUUAAAUCAACAAGUCCAUACAUAACAACGUGUGACUCAUAUGAUCAAAUUCAGGAGUUGCCAUUAUUUUGAGAGGUAGUGAUCCCUUUUUAGCACUCUUUGUCUGAACUUGAGGUAAAUUAUUUGCUUCUGAAAAAGUGGCCUUACAGUGCAUAUUUUCCAGAGUCACUGUUUUUCCUCAGCACAUAAGUAGAAGAAAAUUAAGGUUUCAUGUGGCAAAAAAUUACAAAGAGCAUUACAGUGCCAUUAGAUUGAAUAGGAAUCUGGCAUCUCUCCCCCCCCCCGCCCCUGCUUUGGCUUGCUACAGUUCUUAUAUGUCAUUUUACAGUAUAUUUGUAAUAUAUAUAAAGGUUCUUUGUUUGCACAUACCUUAGGUAAGCAAGAAUAGGUUCAGUGAACUCCUGAAUGUAUAUUUUAGACUUUGGUUGUUAAACGGAUGGACCACAGUUCAAGUACUGCAUCAGCUGUUUGCUAUAAAGCACCAAGAAACCCAUGGUGAUAGUACAUGGCUGCCAUUUUGAUGGUGGGUUUGGUUGGCCUGAGUUAGAUCCUGUUUUAGACUGCAAAUGAAAGGACAAUAUUUAAGAAUGGAUAAAUGGAAGCAGUAUUGGUCCUUUGGAAAUGUUGACAUUAUCUUCCUUAUGAAUAUGAUUUGCUCUUGUCUUCCUUCCUUCCUUCCUUCCUUCCUUCCUUCCUUCCUUCCUUCCUUUAUGCAUUGUCUGCUGAGAUGUUCAACAUGACUAGGAAAGACUCGGAUAUGACAUGGAAAAUGUUUUCUUCAUUCUUCAGUCUGUUUUGGAUGUUAUGAAGAGAGUUUUCUACAGAGUUCUGUUGACUGCCUCAUUUGUUAAAAAUGGUGGCUGUUACUGUUUAGCAUUAUACUAAUUGCCUUAAUUAUUGUGGUCUCUAGCCUAUUGGCUCUCAGUAGAAACAGAGAUGAAUAGCAGAUUAGGUGUUGUAGAUUUUUAUUAAUUUAUUAAUGCUUUCAAGCAUCUUUUUUUAUACUUCACAAGAUGUUGUAUAAAUUCUUACAUCUCCAGUGCCGAAAAAAAAGCUAAUGUAAAUCAUUAGUUAGCAAUUUCAAGUAUUCCCAGAGAUCAUGUAAUAUAUAAAAAUAACAUUUUUAGUUUUUAAUGCUGUACAAGAUGCAGGUUGCUAGUGCCUCUUAAGUGCCAUUGUAUUGUAAAUGAGAAUUAAACUAGAAAAUUUACUUUAUGAAGAUAGUCUAAGUGGUAUUCACUGAUACUUCAAGCCUAAUUUAGCUUUCUUUACCUCCUCCUUUACAUGUCUGCAGUUUUUUAAAACAAUCCCACGUUUGGGGAAGAUUGGGUGAAGAUUGGGU